Molecule: messenger RNA, 834 nt
Organism: Acaulospora morrowiae
Lineage: Eukaryota; Fungi; Glomeromycota; Glomeromycetes; Diversisporales; Acaulosporaceae
Source: the annotation of a GenBank genome assembly
AUGACUCAAAGUAACGAAUUCUCGAUUGAUUCGGAAGUUGGUGAUAAUUCGAACUAUUCUCAUCGACAAAACAGCCAAUCAAUAUCUUAUACAAGAUCAGAUAACGAUGUAAAUAAUGAUGAAAACAGUAUUAACCCACCACCAAGUUACGAAGAAUCGAUAGUACAUGCAUUGAAUCAAUUUCAAUUCACCUCAAUGCCGGUCUCUUUAAACUCCCGACCUAUACAAGGGACAAACGAAAGACUACCAUUGUUGAAAAAUACGAGCGAAAGGAUAAAUGGUGACCCACUAAAUUCAACGUACUAUUCAACGAUCGAUUCUCCUCAGAUCAAUGAACUCAAUAUAUUGAGGGACGAUUUGCCGAAUUUUAGAGUUCCAGAAGUUGAGUUUGAUUUGUUAGAGAAUGGAGUCAGUUCCUCGGAUUCGAGGUUGAAUAAAGAUUUGGGAUCGUUAUUUGAAUUUUUCAUUGAACAUAAUGACAAACCGGAAAUGGCCAUAAUAAUUCAAGGAUAUCGUAUUCAUGGACAUGGAAAUGGUAAACAUAGGAAAAAUAUAGAAAUCAUGGAUUUCAAGUUCACAUUAGAUCUAACGGAAUAUGUUUCAUCGCACGGUGAAAUUCGUGCUGUUCCCACUGAGAAUAAACCUAAUCGUAAUGUCAUACAAGCUUUAGAAGAGUAUCUUCAAAGAGACAGCGUGUGGAAAGGUAUUGAGAUGAGAAAGGUAGUCAAUUGGGACUAUGAGACUAUAACAAAAGUCAUUGUAUCAACCAUUCGUCAGCAAGGGUAUCGGCGUCAAAUCAGGAUCUCAUACCCUAGUAGAAAUAACGUAGUCAGA